AUGCAUUUCCUCAUCCUUCUCACUAUCACAAUCUUUAGCGCCUUCGUCCUCGCAGCCGACUGUGGCGAAGCGCAAGUCACCGGGGAUGCUAUUACUGGCUUCAGAUUCUCGCCCGGUUGCAACACAUGGCAGUGGUGGUCCCGCGACAAGCAAACUACUAUCACCCUCAACCCAGACUGCCAGCUCCGUCAGGCAUGGCCUAACCCACAAGCGGUCAAAAGUGUUUGCAUCCGCCGUAAACCUGGCGGUGACAAAUGUUUCAACGCUCCGGAUGCUGCUGCGUCUGGCGGAUUUUGCGGCAUUCCUCCGGAAUGGUGUAGUGACAUAGAGAACAUGUGGGGUUGGUAA
Colletotrichum truncatum is the source of this 348-nucleotide messenger RNA. RefSeq lists its product as uncharacterized. The record is from RefSeq and is a predicted model, not a curated record. NCBI's taxonomy places the organism in Eukaryota, Fungi, Ascomycota, Sordariomycetes, Glomerellales, Glomerellaceae.